Messenger RNA from Mesorhabditis spiculigera, 1329 nucleotides. The record is from the annotation of a GenBank genome assembly. NCBI's taxonomy places the organism in Eukaryota, Metazoa, Nematoda, Chromadorea, Rhabditida, Rhabditidae.
AUGGGACAUGCCGCCCCUGGCGAUACCUGCAAGAAGACCGAGUUCAAGUGCCACGAUGGCCAACAGUGCGUCCCCUCAUCCUUCCACUGCGACGGCACUAACGACUGCCGCGACGGAUCCGACGAGAGCAACUGGGAGCAACUCAACGGCGCCCCGGCCACCCGUGAGGAUCUGAUGAUGGUGCUGGCUGAUUUGGACGGGUUCCUCAUCCGCGCCCACCACGUCGAGGAGCAGGACUCCACCAGCGCCCAGGGCCACAACGGACAAUGCCAAUGCAAAGAAUUCGCUACUGGCCCCAACUGCGACCAGUGCACCGCCAACUCCUUCCACCUGUCGCCCCAGAACCCGAAGGGAUGCAUCCCCUGCUUCUGCAUGGGCAUCACCAAGCAAUGCCAGCCACUCGAGCCGGUGAUCUUCGAGUGGCAACGCGUCGGCUACAGUAUCCUGCCCGACGGCGCGGAAGAUGAUGGAAGGGGAAGGCUAACACUGCCCGUUGUGGGGCCUGCUGACCUCGGCGUCUACAGGUGUAAGGCGUACACCUCCACGAAAUACGCCAGCGACGACGCGCACCUGGAUGUGGCCACGGAUUACGUGCAGACGACACCUGCCGGACCCCGUGUCGAGCCCAUCGAGCAGACCGUAGAUGAGGGAACACCCUCCCGGAUCCGCUGCUGGGUCCCCGGCCAGCCGGACGCGAUCGUCCAAUGGACACGCGUCGACCAGCAACCUAUCAACGAUCAAGCGAUCGUCCGCGACGGCUACGUGACGAUACAAAAGACAAGGGGAAGCGACGAGGGCGACUAUCUGUGCACGGCCACAAACCCCAGGGACGGCCAGCCCCAACGGGCACCCCUUGCACGCAUUAAUGUGCAGGCACCGAAGUUCGUACAGCCGCAGAUUGAGCAAGGAGAAGAUAUCCAUGUGCCGACCACAACAACGACAACGCCUUGCUACACAUUCCCGCCAAAAAUUAUCCGCAUCCCGGUCCCAUAUCCGGUCACACAAAUACCAAACCAAUAUCGAGACCCGUAUGAUAGAAGGACACAACCCGUGGCGCAAAGCCAAUGGGAGCCGGCCGAGAUGAAGUUUGACGAGAACGCCGAGGCGGUGCUAAACUGCCCCGUGUACACGGUACCCGGAUCAAAGAGCUCCACCUCCUUCCGCCCCGGCACUGAUCUGUUCGUUGGAGGUUUGGCGCCAGGAAUUCCGAAGCACCAGCAAGCCGCUGUCGAGCCCUAUGAGGGUUGUAUCAGCGAGAGCAGCGAGCUGGAGGAGACGAUCGAGUUCAAGUUCAAGACGAGCCGCAUGAAUGGGGCUAGACCUAGCCUA